Messenger RNA from Thelazia callipaeda (thelaziosis nematode), 519 nucleotides. NCBI's taxonomy places the organism in Eukaryota, Metazoa, Nematoda, Chromadorea, Rhabditida, Thelaziidae. The record is from the annotation of a GenBank genome assembly.
AUGGCGACUACGAAAACAAGUGAUUAUUUGGAUCAGUUGUCGACCUCCAAAGCUUCAAAAUGUAACUGUUGUCCUUAUGGAUUCCACAUAGAUCUUGGAUUCGUGGAUUAUGUAGAGAAUGUGGCGAAAGGAUUCAGUACUGCAAGUUCUACAGUAUACAAUGUUGAAGACGAAUCAAAAAAGGUCAAAAGAGCAAAUGUUCAAGCAAGUACAAAUAAUAGAUGUUAUAAAAAUGAUAAUCAACCAGCCGGCAAGAUUGUUGUUACUCCCAUAAAUUCUAUUUUCAGCAAUUCGUUAGAAAAUGUAGUGAGCGAUUUUGAAGAAACUUUGAAUUUGCGAGGAAACUGUUCUGAUCGAGAAUCAGCUACUCGAUUGAACAACAACCGAAAAAAUGUGCACACCAAUGGUUACCUUUCAGAUUACAGUACACUUCAAUUUUACAGCCACUCAUUACUUAAAAAAACAUGUAAGCUCUGCACAAAUUACUGGAAGUACUAUUAUAUUUUGGACCCCAUAUAA